ACUCAGCAGACCGGGAAAAAACGAGAUUCAACUCACCGUCUCACCUCCGUUUCAACGAGUGUUCUAGAGAGAGCACAUUCAUGGUGGCCACCCUGCCCACCUUUCUUCACUGGAGGGCCGAGAACCUUGCCCACUGUCUCUGAUUACAUCUUUCUCCCCCCGCCCAUAAAUGGAUGCCUCUCAAUCAAUGGCCCAUCUCAUGCGCAUGGUCAUCAGUGGCUGUGGAGCUCGUCCAUCUCGUCAGGGUCACACGAGCCAGGCUCCUCGCCAUUGGCAUCAUCAUCACACCCCUCGUUGUGAUCCCCCAGCAGCACCAGGGCUGAAAGGGCAGCUUCCUCCGCCUUGGCAGCUUCCUCCGCCUUGUAGGCCGUCCUGCGUCGCUUGAUUUCUCGCCUUGUCGGGCGUCCACGGGGGUGGCGUGAGGCGGUGCGUUUGAUGAGGGGGCGUGGCCUGGUGUAGGGGUUGAAUUCCGGCGACUCAUCCCCUCGGUCUUCUGUGGCCUCACUGCCGGCCAGGAAGCCAAACGCACCAUCCGUUUCUGCCACACACACACACACACACACACAGAGAGAGAGAGAGAGACAGAGAGAGAGAGAGACGGGCAAAUGUUAGUUCGAUGCGCUGAGGUGCGUGUUGCGUCGGUCUCCUCACCAUAGUCAUCAAAAUCCCUCUUCUGGAUGUUCCUGCGGCUCCGCCCGACGACCAGCCACUCGCCGUCCUCACGACUGUACCAUCGCGGCCUGCGGGCCGCGGGGGGCAGGCUGGACAAGGCCGUGGCCGAGGCCUUGCUGCUGGUAGUUGGCUGCUCUUGCUCCUCUCUCUCUUCCUGGUCGACGUCUAUACUCCCGAUGUCGUCAUCCUCAUCUUCGGCGGGGUGGUCUGAGGUGUCCUGGCGACUGGCGCGGAACAAGGCCGCCUUGUGAGGACGCUCCUUCUUGUCGCCCCGAGGGCGCUUAGUGGUGGUGCCGGACCCAUAUGGCAGCAGGCCGUCAGGGAGUGGGGGUGGAGGGGCGAUGGGAAGGGACCCCUCACCGGCAACGCUGGACAACGAAAGGAAAAGGGCAGCGGAUCAGAUCAGACGGAACAGAUGGAUGAAGUAUGGCAAGACUGGCCGGCCGGCCAGCUGUGUGUAAGGUGCGUCAGUCACCUGCCGAGGGCAUUGCUGUGGUGUUUGGCGUUGGGGCUGACGGUGCCGGCGGUGGUGGAUCCGUCCUCCUCGCGGCUGACCAUGGGGGGCCGACUGCACACAGACAGACAGCCACACACACACCGCACCGACAGACACGGCAGCGUGUUCGUUUGUGUGAUCUGAUCUUGCCUAGGUAUGGGUACCCAGCCCGGCGACGCACAAGCAGCAUUUCUUGCCUGACUUACGUGCGGAGGACUGAUACACGCUUCGAUAUCCCCGACUCAGCCCUGCACCAUCCAUUCAUCCGCCCGCCACACGAGAUCCAACACCACUCCCGGCCCUCGGUCGAUGCGAUGUCUCCCUCUUGCCUUAUUUGUCUGUCAUUGCUCACCUCCCUAGUUCCCCCGCCAGGACAGCGUUCUUGUAUGCCUCACUGGUUCUGUCGACCAUGGGCAUGAGGUGGUCUGCCUCGACCAUCUGUGAGUAUCUGCUGUGGAGGUAGCACUCCUCCUCGGGCAGCCACGGGAGGCCCUGACGAGUGCACCCGGGGGGGACUGAUAAGUGGAUGCGAUCAACAGACAGACAGACAGAGAGACAGUGUGCAGUGGCCCUUCCUUUCUCCCGGCCGGCCCUUCGUUGCUCGCCAACCUGGGAAGGUGACGUUGUCCUCAUUGCCACGCCCAUCCCAACUUGGGGCAUGAUGGCUGUCGUUCGCCUCCUCCAUCGCACCGUCGACCUGCAUGCCAUGCGAUGGAAACCAACAGGCGUGCAAACACAUGCACCCAUACAUUCCACAGGUCUGUUGUGUGCAUGUGCUGUGGAUAAGGCAGCCCACCCCCACCCACCUUAGCUCACCUUGUCCUCAACCCACCUUAACCUCCUUGUUUAUCAAAACACACCUGCAAACCGCACCAAGACGACAACGUGACUGACAUGAGAGGAUCUUUUGGUUGAAGAUCUUUUGGCGCCGGUGGAGCGUCGUGUGUUCUUGCCUGUCUGUGUGUUCUCCCGCCCUGUUGCCCGGCUCCGUACAGGAUACAUACCGGCGAGAGUGAGAAGAGGAAAUCGAUGAAUGAUCUGCUGCGUCAAGCCUUACAGUCACACACGAGGGAGGCGCCUUGCUCUGCUGGAAUAAUACACCCCUAAUGAUACACCCCUA
Molecule: messenger RNA, 2288 nt
Organism: Vitrella brassicaformis
Lineage: Eukaryota; Vitrellaceae
Source: the annotation of a GenBank genome assembly